CUUUCUAGCGCAUGCAGAUUGAAAGUAUACAUGCAAGCUAUAUCGAUUAUUAGCUGACCCUAUCUGCUGACGCUCAAGUGUUAUCGCGACUUCACCUGCACAAUUUGCCUGCCCACUUGAAAAUUGCAAUGGCUGUCCGCUUCAGCCAAACUCCAUGUGUCAAGCCUGCAUUGGGAGCGCGGCGGCGGGUUGCCUCUCGGGUCAUUUGCUCGGCAAGCACUGGAUCGGUCGCAUGCACGUCGCGUCGUAGCCUUCUACUUGCGGGUCUGAUCGCUGUCCCUGCCGCGGAGCUGCUGCUACCCUCCGUGCGCCCGGCGCAUGCUGAGACACAGUCGUUCGCGGAGGACGCCGUGGACGAGUACUCGCGCCUGGAGGCGUCAGGCAAGCUUACUAACGCCAAGGCGCUGGAGAACAUUCGUUCGAAGUUCAACUUCAAGCGCAGCAUCGACGGGCGUGUGUUUGUGAAGAGCAGCAAGGGCACAUUCUUUGCAGUGCGGUUGGACAUGGAGGUGCCGGGCGCCAUGCUAUUCCGUGACAGCUCCAACGGCCAGAUCUUUGCGCUGCAGACCACCACGCUGCAGCAGAUUGACCUGAGCAAUGACCAGGUGGUCAUUCUGCUGCUCAGCGAUGGCGAGUGGGAGCGCGAGAUGAGCCCCAUCCAGUUCGACGACGAUGCCGGGAAGACCACGACGCUGACGCUGAGCGAGAACGACUUCCGCAACGUGGUGGGGCUCAUCUCGAUGGCGGAGGGCGCGGAGGCCGGCCAGGAGGCCAAGUGAAGCGCGGCAGCCGCGUAGGCUUCUAUGGCGAUGGUGGCGUCUUGCUGCGGGUUGUGUGGCAAGCUGGCGUCGGGUCGUGAGGCCGUGGAUGUGGAUGUGUGUUUGCGGACUCAGUUUGCGGGGUUCGGGGUGCGGACCACCCAGGGCAGUGUAAGGGGUUGCACACGGAUGAUGUGUUGGGACCGACAGUUUUGCACAAUUUUGGAUGGGCAACAUCUGUUGCCUGUAGUUGUCAUUCUAGGCUUUCGGUAUAUCAGUCGCUGGUGGAAGGAGGAGAACCUGAGAGGCGGUUUGCAUUUGGCGUGCAGGGGACAUUGGGGCAGGUUGAUGCAUGGCACGAGCCAGGAGACGCAGGUUGCGAAGAGCACUGCAUAAGACUUGACACUCGAUGAUGGUAUUACGGUAUCCUCGAUCUCCGGUGCGACGCAAAGCGUUUGAGGGAGUACAUCUCUACAUGGGGACUUGCCAUGCAACCUCGGGUUCGUGCACAGGACCCGACGGUGCACCUGUUGUGCAAUGCUCUGAAAUAGUCCUUGUAUAAUAUGUGUUAACACGUCUGGAUA
Molecule: messenger RNA, 1342 nt
Organism: Chlamydomonas reinhardtii
Lineage: Eukaryota; Viridiplantae; Chlorophyta; Chlorophyceae; Chlamydomonadales; Chlamydomonadaceae
Exons: 6
Coding region: 129-779 (216 amino acids)
Source: RefSeq, a predicted model, not a curated record